Penicillium oxalicum is the source of this 786-nucleotide messenger RNA. RefSeq lists its product as uncharacterized. Bases 1 to 786 code for a protein of 261 amino acids. The transcript has a single exon. The record is from RefSeq and is a predicted model, not a curated record. Lineage: Eukaryota; Fungi; Ascomycota; Eurotiomycetes; Eurotiales; Aspergillaceae. Gene Ontology annotation, molecular function: catalytic activity.
AUGCCAUCUUUUGAGAUCAUAUCUUCUCUACGAUACGACCCUGAUCUUCCGAGGAUCACCAAUGGCUUGCCGAAUGACGAAUUUUACCCAGCACCGAAACAGUCACCAUACUAUCUACUCUCUUAUCACCGAGACCGACUGAUCGCCGCUGCUAGACAUUUCAACUGGGAAUCGGCACUCACAUUCUUACAAGAUGGUCUAGAAGCGUUUGAAAAUUUCAUGGACGCGGCGAUUCCAGACAAGACGAAAGCGUGGCGGUUGAGGGUUCUCGUUGAUUGCCAUGGCAAGGGCUCGGUCGAAGUCAACCCUGUGGGCGCGUUGGACUGUUGGAGUCUGCUAGUUCCAUCUUUACACAAGAGCGAUCCAGACGUGAUCUGGAAUGUGUACGUUGACUCACAAUCGACGACACCAUCUGGAUUCACUACGCACAAGACGACCGCGCGAGACGACUACUCUGCCGCUCGCGCCCGGGCUGGGAUCAAGUCACUGGCCGAAACAUCAGAGGUCCUGUUGGUCAAUACCGACGGGCAAGUCAUGGAAGGCAGCAUCACCACAGUCUAUUUCCGACGCCGCGGACAGGCGAGCGAUGACAAGACGAAUAAGCCCAUGUGGAUUACUCCGUCAUUGGUGUGCGGUGGAAAUGCGGGCACAAGUAGAAGAUAUGCCCUUAAGCAGGGUUUUUGUGUGGAGCAGCUGAUUUCUCGGGCAGAUCUUGUCGACGGCGAAGAAUGUUGGCUCAGCAAUGGAGUACGAGGCUUCAUGAAGGGCGUGGUAAUUUUGAAUUGA